Molecule: messenger RNA, 1819 nt
Organism: Dioscorea cayenensis subsp. rotundata (Guinea yam)
Lineage: Eukaryota; Viridiplantae; Streptophyta; Magnoliopsida; Dioscoreales; Dioscoreaceae
Product: probable serine/threonine-protein kinase PBL17
Exons: 6
Coding region: 188-1627 (479 amino acids)
Biological process (GO): protein phosphorylation
Molecular function (GO): ATP binding; protein kinase activity
Source: RefSeq, a predicted model, not a curated record
AGAAAAGCAGCUAGCUGGAUAGUUGGUAGGGAAAGAAAGAUAGAACUAGGCGAGGCAUAUGGAUUAUGGAGGUGAUUCCGCCCCCUCUCUGAUCGGAAAUGAAGGACUCUAAUUGAUGGAUGCAUGCUAAAUUAACUAGUCUUCAUCUCCCUUUCAACUUCCAAUUUCCUAUACUCAUCUCCUUUCCAUGGGGAUCUGCAUGUCCUUGGAUCAGCCUCCCCACAUCCCACAAGCCCUCCAACCUGUUGUUGAAGCUCAGAAUGUGCAGGUUAAUAAUCAACACUGCAACAAUAAGAACAGUAGCAAAGUUGGUUCAAGUAAUGAAGUGAGCAGUACUGUGGAUGUGGUCCAUGUGGAUGAGCUGCGUCAAAAUGCUGCUGGGAACGGAGAUGUGAACAUAUUCACAUACUCUGAGUUGAGAGCAGCAACCAAGAAUUUCCGCCCGGAUCUCAUUCUUGGAGAGGGUGGCUUUGGAAUCGUUUACAAAGGAAUAAUUGAUGAUAAUGUCAGGCCUGACUUCCCUUCAACACAGGUUGCUGUCAAGGUGCUCAAUAGAGAUGGCUUGCAGGGUGAUAGGGAAUGGCUGGCAGAGGUUUACCAUCUGGGACAGUUCAGCCAUCCCAAUCUUGUCAAGCUCAUAGGCUACUGCUGCGAAGAUGAGCACAGGCUUCUGGUCUAUGAGUAUAUGGCUUGUGGGAGCUUGGAAAAGCAUCUCUUCAGAAGGAUUUGCCUUACAAUGCCAUGGUCUACUAGGAUGAGGAUUGCUUUGGAUGCUGCUAAAGGGCUUGCUUUUCUUCAUGGAGCUACUCGACCAAUAAUCUACCGUGACUUUAAGACAUCCAACAUCUUGCUAGACUCGCGAUACAAUGCAAAGCUCUCAGACUUUGGUCUUGCAAAGGAAGGGCCUGUUGGUGACCAAACCCAUGUUUCCACCCGUGUCAUGGGCACAGAUGGGUAUGCAGCUCCUGAAUAUGUAAUGACUGGCCAUCUAACAGCCCGUAGUGAUGUUUAUGGCUUUGGAGUUGUGCUUCUGGAAAUGUUGAUAGGCAGGCAAGCUAUGGAUAAGAGCAGGCCAAGCCGGGAACAGAAUCUAGCGGAAUGGGCGCGCCCUUUCUUGGUCCACAACAGAAAGCUGCAGAAGAUCAUAGACUCGAGAAUGGAGGGCCAGUACUGCUUCACCAAAGCUCAGAAGGUGGCUGACUUGGCAUAUCAAUGCCUGAGCCAGAACCCCAAAGGAAGACCAACCAUGAGUCAGGUUGUUGAAAUCCUGGAGGUGGUGCAAGAGCAGGAUGACAAUGAGCAAGGCUUGCCAUCCCUGAGAUGGGACUGUGCAGCAGUCACCCUCUAUGAAGCUCCCAAAGAGGCAGUGAAUGGUAAUGCUGAUGAAAAUAAACCCCCCUCUGUUGCCAGAGGAGAGGAGAGCAGAAGGGAGGCUAACAGGGUGCGCAACCACCGGAGAAGAAGAGCCAGGCCUAGGCCAACCCUGAAAACCAGUAGCACCGGUGAGCUAUCAUCCAUGGAGAAAGAGAGCAUUAAAUCCCCAGAGUCUGAUGGCUCUGAGGUGCAUUCAAGAACAUCUUCUCUUUCUCUGCACGAAAAUGCUAAUGGAGAAAGCAUUCUCAGAUGAAUGGUAUCCUUGAUUUAGCCAUAAAACAUUUUGUGUCAUAUAUUGUGAAUGCUUUCUGAUCCUCAUGUACUUCUCCAUCCCAGUUAGUUAUUGAAACAGAUGCAAUGCUGUUACUAGAACUUACCAUUUGUGCACAUAAUCAUGUAUUUUGCCUCAUUCGAAUUUCAGCGAUGUUUUUGCCCUUUUCCUUUA